Messenger RNA from Drosophila subpulchrella, 2139 nucleotides. RefSeq names its product DNA repair protein XRCC3. Gene Ontology annotation, biological process: telomere maintenance via recombination; t-circle formation; double-strand break repair via synthesis-dependent strand annealing. The transcript is spliced from 4 exons. Gene Ontology annotation, molecular function: four-way junction DNA binding; ATP binding; ATP-dependent DNA damage sensor activity. Lineage: Eukaryota; Metazoa; Arthropoda; Insecta; Diptera; Drosophilidae. The coding region runs from base 436 to 1461 and encodes 341 amino acids. The record is from RefSeq and is a predicted model, not a curated record. Gene Ontology annotation, cellular component: Rad51C-XRCC3 complex; replication fork.
CCACAGGACUAAAUUGCUUUCUUAAGAAGAUUUGAAAAUAAUUGGGCUCGAUUUGAGGUAUCGAUAUUUAGUUGAGUUAGGUAUAUCUAAAGUAUAUUAGUUAAACUACUUUAUUCAUGGUCUUGAUCUUGUAUUCCAUCUGAGGUGAUUUACCAUAAUAUGUUUUAUCCUUUGAGCAAAACUGUGCAGGUUUUCUUUACUAAAUAUCCACUGUAGCUGCCAGCUGAUUGACCCACUUAAAAAUAGGCGCCAACAGCUGAUUUCAACCGGCUAUUAUUUACCUCCUCGUCUCGUUCGCAAAUCAUCGUUGAAUACUCGGCUGUUUGAUCAAUAAUAACCCGGAAUAAAUACAAUUGCGAAGGUGUUGAAACACCUUCCGUGUUUGCGGAGCCAUCAUAUCACGCAAUCCCAUCGAGGACAUGCCAUCGCAUCGCGAUGACAAACUUUCUGGAUCAGUUGCCCAAGCAUAUCAGGGAAAUCGCAGAGCAGGUUAAUGUCCUCGCGCCGGAGGAGGUGCUCACAACCCCGAAGGUGCGGUUCCUGGACACUCGCCAACAAUCCCUACAUGCACUUGUGCGAAAAUGCACUCCGGAUGAUGUAAGGGUGCUCAAGGAUGCGGCUGCCAAGUGGCUGGCGGAGAUGCCCCAGGCAGCUGAUUCUCUCUUCAAGCCCCUUGUAAAUGUGAGAUGGUCUCGGGUGUCCUUUGGUUGUUCUGCCCUGGAUCGUUGUACGGGCGGAGGAGUAGUUACUCGGGGUAUCACCGAACUUUGUGGAGCCGCCGGCGUGGGCAAGACCCAGUUGCUCCUGCAGCUAUCCUUGUGCGUCCAGCUGCCCACUGAGCUGGGAGGAAUGGGCAGGGGUGUGGCCUACAUUUGCACGGAGGACGCCUUUCCGGCGAGAAGGUUGCUGCAGAUGAGCAAGGCCUGCGAGAAACGACAUCCCCAGGAGAAACUCAAUUUCCUGGGCAACAUCUUUGUGGAACAUCAUUACGAGACCGAAUCCCUUCUGAGUUGCAUAAGAAAUCGCCUGCCGCGACUGAUGCAGCAACAUGGCAUUGGCCUGAUCAUAAUCGACUCCGUGGCCGCCUCAUUCCGGCUGUACACCGAUUUUAUGGAGCGGGCCCGGCAGAUGAGACGGCUGGCCGAUGCGCUCCUCUGCUAUGCGGAUAAGUACAACUGCGCCGUGGUCUGUGUGAAUCAGGUGGCCUCCAGUGGUAAUCAGGAAGAGGUUCCCUGCCUGGGAUUACAGUGGGCACACCUGGGACGCACCCGCUUGCGAGUUUCCCGUGUGCCCAAGCAGCAUCGGAUGGCAGAUCAAUUGAUCACAGUCCGCAAACUGGAGAUCCUUUACUCGCCAGAGACCCCAAAUGAUUUUGCCGAGUUUCUCAUCACCGAGGAGGGCGUGGUGGAUGUUCCAGAGCCACCUAUGACCCGCCCACCUGCUAAAAUGCGUCGACUGUGAUCGAUUGAAUUUAUUCUGUUUAUUUUGUUUUCGUUUAAUUUGUUGAAUUUAAAAUGUGUAACGGCGGAGCGUUCUAUCGACCAAAUUGUUGUUUAAUACUCCUAUUAAACUUAGCGGAAGGUUAAGAACAUAUAAUGUUUUGUUUACUUUUUGUCAGUUUCUAUUUAGUUUUGGUUAUUGUUUUUUAAUUGUAAAUAUUUUCCCAAAGUUUAUGAUUGGAAAAAGUUAUAUUUUGUUUUUAAUAAUAGUAAACCAAUCAUGUUUAAAUUUUUUCCUUAAAUAAAUAAAUAAAUUCCUUAAAAUUCCGCUAAAUUUAAUUAGGAAUUUAAUCUGCUUUUCGGCCUAUAUCAUCUAAUUUGUUGCCUUAAUUCCUUUUUUGUACAAACACUCAAUAAAUAUGUUUCAUUUAAUUGCAAUUUACAGGGUAGCAGAGCUUACAGGCUUACGUACAAUAUAGUUCAUAGUUCAAGUAGUAAAAUCAAUUUUGUAAUCGCCUCGUAUACAUUAUCACAUGAAAUUCUCGAAAGUUCAGAUUACAAUAUGCCAUAGUUUACGCGGACAUUUAAAUGCGACAUUUACAAAAGCCUAGCCUUAGCGUUUAAGUAUAUUAAAUAAAUUAAAUACAAGCCUAAGGGUGAACGGAUUACGCGACAAUUAAAUUACAAUUAGGUAUUACAA